This is a messenger RNA of Pyricularia pennisetigena, 2640 nucleotides long. RefSeq lists its product as uncharacterized. The record is from RefSeq and is a predicted model, not a curated record. NCBI's taxonomy places the organism in Eukaryota, Fungi, Ascomycota, Sordariomycetes, Magnaporthales, Pyriculariaceae. Gene Ontology annotation, molecular function: zinc ion binding. The coding region runs from base 1 to 2640 and encodes 879 amino acids. The transcript has a single exon.
AUGGCUCAACCACAGGACCAGGCCCGGUUUGUCAUGCUCAUAGUCUUGCUGCUAUGGCUGACCUCGACCCCCGACAACGGCCCGGGCAUCAUGUCCGCUCCGUCCAUCGUCGCCGCCCGCCUCGGCCGCCAACGCGUCGCUCAUACUGUACUGAACAACACGCAGUGGGGCGAUUUCGCACCGCCACCUCCCAGUCAAGACCCCGAUCAACCUGCUGCGAGUAUACUGAACAAUGGUACUGGUUACCUCAACAUCACCGGCUUCAGGGAAGAGGACAAAUUUGCAUGGCGGGACCUGGACCUCUUUCGACAGCGCUGCCUGGAAUGGAGUCGCAAUGCUUAUAGAGGUACCGGUCAGCAUGGCGAGAAGGAAGGUGAUAGAUGGGAUUUGGCACAGGGCUGGCCAACGUGGCAUAAUGCAACCGGCAUAGUCCACGGGAGCUGGGUUCGGGCGGACGCCAGCGAGCGGCGAUCCAGUGCUUCAUAUAACCUCACCCAGCUGGCGCCAACGAUACCAUGGGCCAUUUCAGAAUUCGGCAGGAAUAUCACAGGCAAGGAGGGCAAGAUUCUAUUGCGGCUAGACGAUAAACAGAAGGGCACGGAGCUGCCUGACCUCGAGAUGGACGAAUCCACAGAAGAAGGGCAGGAACGGAAGCCACUGGUCAAAACGGGCGGCGUCGUCAGGGAGGUGUCGGCAAUGGCCAGUAUUGAGGAUGUCACUGGCAGUGGAAGCACCCACCACAUUGUUCUUCACGGCGUGCACUGGCCAAGGCAGGGCGCGAUGCUCCUCACCACGACAAGCGACAAGUUCGCCGGCAUAUUUGGCCUCCCCCACUUGACUCCAGGCCUGAACUUCUUCCGCACGAGCCAGAAGCUCCUUAACGAGACCAUCGGGGAGGUCCUUCGCCGCAAGGAGAAGGCGCGCUUUUCAGAGGUCACCUCUAACCCUUGGGGCUCGUACCCAAACAUGCCGCAAGAUUCAUGGAACCCGUUCCCUCACUGCGAGUAUGUCAUGUACGUUCAGGUUCAUCCGCUCGAUACCCAACAAUUAGGAGAGCGCCUUUUGGGAGACAGUGCAAAUGAGAGACUUGACGGCUUGAUUGGUCGAAUCGAGGACGAACUGCGCUUCCCUAGCGGCGCACCACUCCCCCGACGUGUUCCAGAUCUGCAAAUGUCGGCCGUCGUUUAUUCCCCUGAUUGUGCAUAUUUCCUGCAGACUAAAGGGCCGCCAGCUUUUGCACCCGCCGAUGGCCGUCAUCUUGUCGGCUUAAAGGAGGAGGUUUACACCUAUUCGACCAAGCUGCAUUUACUCGCCUUUGCCGGGCUCAUGUUUGCACAAGUCCAGCUCCUCAAGAUGCAGAUGAGAGAGUCAUCGACGCCAUCGACGAUAGCACGGGUGAGCUUUUGGACGGCCAGCAUGAUGGUCGUGGCCGACGGCAUAGUAUUUGGGGCAUCGUCUUUCUUGAGCUUGUCCGAUUCCGCAACUCUAUUGCCCUCCUUAUUGUUGACCUACGCGGGCUUCAUCUCCAUGACAAUAGGAGGCAGUUUUCUGUACGAGGUUUACAAGGUACAGGAGCCCGAGAGGCGUCCCCGCGAAAGAGAGCAGCAGCAGCAGCCGAGCGCAGCAAGCUCAGCUCAGGAGGCUGCAGCUCGUGCUGCAACGGCCCGAGCAGCAGCAGCAGCAGCAUCAGCACCGCAUCAAAUACGACCGCAGACAGCACCAAUUAUAAUUCCGUCGGACCAGGACAUCGACGCUGAAAUCGAGGCACAUCCGGAUGCUCCCAGUAUCCUACCGAUAACAAACCCAGCCGCUGCAACGACGGCAACCAUGGCAACAACACCGUUGGCUCCGGACCAACCAGCACCGUUUUCGACCAUCUUGGGGCGUUAUGUCCUUUUUGGGGUGGUACUUUUGUUGCUUUCCAUCGCGGCCACAACUUGGUGGGCGCGUGCCCGAGAGAUCUAUAUGAAUGGUCUGGCAUUUUGUUAUCUGUCUCUCUGGGUGCCGCAGAUCGUACGCAAUGUGACACGCAACUCUCGCCGGGCAUUCUCAUGGCGCUUCAUGGUCGGCCAGUCAGUACUUCGACUGAUUCCAAUAGCCUAUUUCUACCUCCGUGAGCGGAAUAUCGCAUUCUCAAAACCGGAUCGGGAGACUUUUCUCAUGUUGGCCGGCUGGGUGUGGUGCCAGCUGUGGAUUCUUGGAUUUCAGGACAUAUUUGGGCCACGAUUCGGUAUCCCCAAGGGUUGGGCGCCCGAGGCGUGGGAUUACCACCCCAUCCUCAGGGAAGAUAGCGUCGAGGCAGGGGGCCUCCCGAUUGGUCUCCUCGGAAGCGGAGAGCCCGGGAGUCCGUUAGCAGGCAAACAACGUUUCCCAGCGGCCGGGGAUGCCAAAGAAGACAUGGACGCACACACUAGACUGCACAGCAUUGACUGUGCCAUCUGCCGCGAGGUGCUGGAAGUGCCCGUUAUUCGUGCAGGCCACUCGGAUCCGGCAGGGCCUGGUGGUGUUGCUGGUGUGUUUGCUAGGAGACAGUAUAUGGUGACGCCUUGUCGACACAUCUUUCACAGCGAGUGCCUCGAGGGUUGGUUGCGGUUCAGGCUCCAGUGUCCGAUAUGUCGCGAGAACCUGCCGCCGCUGUGA